AUGUUUGAUUCUACGGCAGAUGAGAUGAACGGCAGCGCUAAAGCAACAUACACGCAGAUCCUCGUGGCCUCCUCCGUGGGGCUGAUCAUAGCAGCCGCGCUGCAUUACCGCAUCAGGAAAGUACGCGACAGGAAGAUCAUACCUCGGAAGAGAAUCUCCGCUGCCGACCAGGUUCUGAGCAUUGAGAAGUUCUCUCACUAUGUAGCCAGGCAGAUGGGAUUCAAAGACAGGAGAGAAUGCCCACAUUUGUGUAAGUUGGCAUCCGAAUACAUUAAAAAAGCUGAGGGAUGCGAAGAGGACAUGUACGCGUUUUUUGCAAACGAUCCUGAUGUUGAUUCUCUCUUCAUCAAACUGGUGGAAGAAUUCGAAAGAUGCAUCCUCAGCUACUUUGCGUUCCACUGGAAACAUACGUCGUUUAUGCUCAGCCAGGCAUGUCGAUCUCAUGCUUCGUUUCAAUCCAACAAGUAUUUCCUAGAAUAACUGUUGAAAAACAUGUAAUGAUUUCAGGUGCUGGGUGCCGAAGAGCCGAAAAAGAAGCUUAAGAACAUCGUCAUGCAAGCAACGAGAGAGCAAAGAGUUGAGAGGGUAACAAAGAAUCUAAAGGUGGCAAGAGUGUUUACCACAUUAGUGGAGGAGAUGAAAGCUAUUGGACUUGUGACAAACGACGAUUCACAGUGCACGAAUGUCAUGGUACCAAUGGCUCUUAGCGACAGAAGUCCGGUCCUCCUCCUCAUGGGUGGUGGGAUGGGGGCCGGGAAGAGUACUGUGCUCAAGGACAUUCUCAAAGAACCGUUCUGGGCUGGAGCAUCUGGGAAUGCAGUUAUCAUCGAGGCUGAUGCCUUCAAAGAGUCGGACGUCAUCUACAAAGCCUUGAGCUCUAGAGGGCACCAUGACUUGCUCCACACUUCUGAACUGGUGCACCAAUCAUCUACAGAUGCAGCAUCAUCCCUGCUAGUAACUGCACUUAAUGAAGGGCGAGAUGUGAUCAUGGAUGGAACUCUUUCGUGGCUGCCAUUCGUCGUUCAAACAAUAAACAUGGCCAGGUCUGUUCACCGUCGUAGAUACCGCAUGGGAGCUGGCUACAGACAAGAUGAUAACGGGGUCGUGACUGAGAACUACUGGGAACAAAUGGAUGAAGAACAAGAACAUGAAGGAAAUACGAAGAGAAGACCAUACAGGGUAGAGUUGGUUGGCGUUGUUUGUGAUUCUUAUUUAGCUGUUAUCCGAGGAAUAAGGCGAGCUAUAAUGUGUAGAAGGGCAGUGAGGGUGAACUCUCAACUGAAAUCACACAAGAGAUUUGCAGAAGCAUUUAUGACAUACUGCAACCUAGUAGACAAUGCUCGACUUUACAGCACUAAUGCGUUAGAAGGCGCUCCUAAGCUGAUAGGAUGGAAAGACAAAGACAAGACUCUGUUGGUCGAUCCGGAUGAGAUAAGUUGUCUGAACGUGGUAUCCAAGCUGAACGAAAAUGCAGAUUCAGUUUUUGAUCUCUACAAGACCUUCCAUCCGGCUUUCGAAGAAGGCUCUGUGUGGAACGACAUAGUUUUGUCUCCUUCAAGGUUGAACAUCCAGAAAGAACUCAAGUACUCUAUUCAGAAAGCUGAGGCAAUGAGAGAGUGA
This is a messenger RNA of Salvia hispanica, 1620 nucleotides long. Its product is annotated as P-loop containing nucleoside triphosphate hydrolases superfamily protein. The record is from RefSeq and is a predicted model, not a curated record. Gene Ontology annotation, molecular function: ATP binding; kinase activity. NCBI's taxonomy places the organism in Eukaryota, Viridiplantae, Streptophyta, Magnoliopsida, Lamiales, Lamiaceae.